AAAGAUGCCAGCGAACGCAAGCUGAAACGACGGGAAAAGACGAGCCCUACCCAAGCGCAGCAUGACUCUAUACUCGUUACACCGACGAUACGUUACCAGCCGCAACGGGAAUCUCGAGCCAGUAGCCAGCGAUUCCACCAAAGCAUAACCAGGCAAAUUUGGCUCGAGACCGUCCGACAGGUCAAAAAGGGGUCGUUCAGCAACUGGCGCAAUACGUUGGACCUCCUUCGACGACAGACCCGGCCUAUUAAAGGGCCCUGGCAGCGCAAUGUGCGUAAGAUCACAGUCGGGGUUGAACUCGCAUAUACGCUCCUCCACGAUGUCGACAAAACUAUUUGGGACAUACAGGAGCAAACGAGAUGUCAUAUCGAGAUGCGAUGGCCAAAGGAUAAAGACGGGACACUCAGUGAAGUGGGAUACCUUUUUCUCUCGGGCGACGAAGACGCUUUGGAACACGCAAGCGGAGAGAUUUCUAGACUUGCCGCUCAAGCCGACAGCACGAUCAGUAUCGAAGGAGCCAUCGGCAGCAACUUCUCUACAACGGGCCGUGACGAGGUGGCUGAAGCAAGAAACGAAACUGUAUGGAAAAGUUCCGAGGAAGACCAGCGUCCGGCGUAUAUGAAGGAGUACUCACACGCCCACAAAUACGAAAGUAUCCCGAAACCGAAAGAAUGGACGCCUGAUACAUUCUUGGCCUACAUAACCGCCAUCACAAACGCGAGGAUCACUGCGCAUGACAAGUAUAAGAUGUACGGCGCGGGCCCCGCUGCAGACGACGCGGCCCUCAAGCUACUUUUCAGCGCAUUCACGGAUGAGUCUUCGAGACAUGCGCGGUCGAGGCGCGCUUUCAAACAGGCAUUGCGUUUUAUUGAGCUACGUGGCAAUUCCUAUAGGAAUCAUGCCCGGGACCUCUUCCAGAGCCAGCGAGAUGCACCAUUUUCGAUUGAUACCGGCGUUUUCAACAUCAUGCUGGAAAACUGUGCCAAGGUGAAGGAUCUCAGCAACUUUCACAGCUUGUUAGGGAUGAUGAUUAGCUAUGGUUGCCAGCCAAACGCCAAAACAUGGGCGUUGUAUAUGGACAUGAUUGAGAGCAAACAAAUCCUCCAGCAUGUUCUUCGACUGAUGCACUCGCUUGGCCUCCUUUUGGAUCCCGGCGUCGUGCCACUCAUCACGAAGCGACUCGUCACGGACGACAUGCGCAAGUUGGAACACAACUGGCCCGGUAUCCGCUCGUUCCUCGAGACCCUGACCGCCAAGUACGGUACGGCCUGGUCUUCGAGGCCAGUCAUGCACGUAAUCAUGAACGAACUCGGACGUAUGGGCAACUUUGCCUCAUGCUGCGACCUCUGGGACAUCAUGGCCGAGUCCCGGAAUACCUUCCCCACCACGCUCACGCUCAACACGAUGCUUCAACAUGCGAAAGCCCAGCGCAAUAUAACAUUCGCCACGGCCGCGUUGGAGAAGGCUCACAAGCACUUCAUCUUGUUGAACGAGCAAUCAUACCACAUACUCUUCUUCCUGGCCUUCAGGCUUAAUAGGCCCAACGCCAUGGGCGUCAUCUGGCGGUAUGCCUGUAUAGCGGGCCGAACCAGCUCGGACAUGCGCAAUCACAUCAGCAACUGGCGGUACGGCGUCAACCCGCAAGACGUUCUGCAGCACGCCAUCGAGCCGAAUCCCAAGGCUCACGCAUCACCCUGCGCUCUGCCGUCCUGGUUCGACCAGAACGUGACGGGGCCGAACCAAGUCAACGGCGCCCGGAUCAGCAAGGCCACGCACGAUUACUUCCGGGAACACAAAAUGCGACCCUGGUACCCGCUCCAUCAACUUCUCUCGUGGGCUUGGGGAGCCGACGGGAAAAUCAUUGCGGCGGUCAAGGAGGCCAAGCAGCAG
Colletotrichum phormii is the source of this 1890-nucleotide messenger RNA. RefSeq lists its product as uncharacterized. Gene Ontology annotation, molecular function: mRNA binding; protein binding. NCBI's taxonomy places the organism in Eukaryota, Fungi, Ascomycota, Sordariomycetes, Glomerellales, Glomerellaceae. The record is from RefSeq and is a predicted model, not a curated record. The annotation marks the transcript as partial. The transcript has a single exon. Gene Ontology annotation, biological process: mitochondrial gene expression. Gene Ontology annotation, cellular component: mitochondrion.